AUGAUAACCUCGGGAAAGUGUUCCGCUGAUCUCCACGCCGUCGUGGUGGACAACCCUGGCCAUACGGAACUCUACGAGCCUGGGACGCCUAUCUUGGUCGUCAACAGUACCGUUGAAGACCUCGACGAAGCAGUAUUGUCUUGUGGGAGGCAUUUUGUUCUUUUCAACCCGGCUUCAAUAUCCCAGACAGAUGUUGUUGCGAAAGUUAGAUCAGCAGGAGAGAAGGCCGGGGAAACAAUCAGGGUGUGGUUUGGACACGAAAGCGCGAAUGAACCUCAUGGACGGACUGAGCAACAGAAGAAAAAGUCGCUCAGCUCACUUGACGAGAUAUCUGGAGCUUCUAAUCGAUCGCAUGGAGGCCUCAUCCUCGCUGUUAUCCAAUCUCAACGGGACAGAGAGAGAGUUGCAAAUCUCGAAACGAAUCUCCGGAUACGGCGUUACGACUUUGGAGGACAGAACUCAGUCGCACACUUGGACGUCGACAGUGAACUGGUGACGGUGACUGACCAAGCCGCACAAUGCAUUCUGCAAGGGCAAAAUGUCCUGUUUGUGGUGGAAGGACAGACGUUAUACGCUAUGAAAAGCUUUCUUCGACUUCUCGUUCCACAACCUAAGUAUAUACUGUCAAUAUCUCCAGACAUCCUAGUACCGACACUCGAAGCUCUCCGAAUCAAACGUGCAGAGCUGGUCGGUUCAAUAUCACCCGGCUACGUAGUCUGGCGAUCACACGAGCCAACAUCAAAAUUCACAGGGGUCCCGCUAGUCAUCUGUCCUAGAAAGCCAGACGAAACAAUCCUACAGGACAUAAUCACCCGGACAAAUCCCCCCAAAAUGCAGUACCAACGGCUCGGCAAAAGCGCCAUAAAGGUAUCCAGGAUCAUCCUGGGCUGCAUGACAUUCGGCAAUCCGGCCUGGGAAGGCAGCCCCUGGGUCCUCCCAGAGGAAAAAGCGCUCCCUCUGCUCAAAGCGGCCUUCGACUGCGGCAUCAACACGUGGGACACGGCGAACACCUACUCCAACGGCCAAUCCGAGAUGAUCAUCGGCAAGGCGCUCGAAACAUACUGCAUCCCGCGGAGCAAGGUGGUCAUCAUGACCAAGCUGUACUACCCUGUGCUGGACGCGGAGGACCCUCGCCGCCCAAGCCCGGCUGUCAACACAGGCGAACUCGUGAACCAGAUGGGGCUGAGUCGGAAGCACAUCUUCGAGGCAGUGGAUGCGUCGCUGCGACGUCUGAAGACCACCUACAUUGACGUGUUGCAGCUGCACCGGUUGGACCCGGACGCUGAGCCGGAAGAGAUCAUGCGCGCGCUCCAUGAUCUCGUGCAGAUGGGCAAGGUGCAUUAUCUCGGUGCGUCGAGCAUGUACUGCUGGCAGCUGGCGAGACUACAAUACACGGCGAAGAUGAACGGGUGGACCCAGUUCAGCAGUAUGCAGAACUUGUAUAAUCUGCUCUAUCGCGAGGAAGAGCGGGAAGUCAACCCGUUCUGUCGGGCUGAGGGGAUUGGGCUGGUCCCGUGGAGUCCGUUGGCAAGGGGACUGCUUGCGAGGCCGUGGAACCAGGUUACAGAACGGUCGAAGAAGGAUGCUAAGACGACGAAGUGGUUCAAGGGUGAUGCGGAUGGUGAGAUUGUUCGUCGGGUGGAGGUCCUCGCACGGAGGAAGGGGUGUACUAUGACUGCUGUUGCGAUCUCCUGGUUGCUGCAUAAGGGUGUGUGUCCUAUUGUGGGAUUGAACACAGUGGAGCGUAUCGAGAGCAUAUCCGAAGCGCUUUCUGUGAAGUUGGAGGAGGGAGAGUUGAAAUUCCUCGAAGAGUGCUAUUCUCCUCUUGCUGUGCAAGCCAUAUAA
Messenger RNA from Aspergillus terreus NIH2624, 1845 nucleotides. Its product is annotated as aldo/keto reductase. The coding region runs from base 1 to 1845 and encodes 614 amino acids. The transcript has 2 exons. Lineage: Eukaryota; Fungi; Ascomycota; Eurotiomycetes; Eurotiales; Aspergillaceae. The record is from RefSeq and is a predicted model, not a curated record.